Messenger RNA from Dendronephthya gigantea, 2141 nucleotides. RefSeq names its product laccase-2-like. Gene Ontology annotation, biological process: iron ion transport. NCBI's taxonomy places the organism in Eukaryota, Metazoa, Cnidaria, Anthozoa, Malacalcyonacea, Nephtheidae. The transcript has 4 exons. The record is from RefSeq and is a predicted model, not a curated record. Gene Ontology annotation, cellular component: plasma membrane. Gene Ontology annotation, molecular function: copper ion binding; oxidoreductase activity. The coding region runs from base 9 to 2120 and encodes 703 amino acids.
GUGAGAGAAUGUGUUCCCAAAACGAACCCUCUGCUAUGUGGCUUCUUCUGAUUUUCAUCACACUUUACUCAAUGCCAAGUUAUGCUCAUGUUGGCGGUAAAGACGAAAGUUGCUUUGAUCGAACAAAGUACAUCAGAUGCACGUCUGCGUCCGCAUACCGGCCAUCAGUCUGCGACUGCAAAAACAGAUGGCGAUGUUAUAUAAAAUUUGAUAUAACCAAAGUUCCAGACCAUCCCGACACUGGCGUUGACCCGAAUGAUGUUUUCAGAAUCAAUAACGAACUUACUGGUCCAACAAUUAUUGCGAGAUCUGACGCAAUUUUAGUGGUUGAUAUAUUUAAUAACAUCGUUGGUGCUCCGGGCGAUGACGAUACUUCUAUGCACUGGCAUGGCAUGCAUCAGGUAAAUGUUCCUUGGAUGGAUGGAGUUGGUUUUGUCACACAGUGGGCUAUACCUCCCGGUGGAAAAUUCAGAUAUAUCUUGCGGGCUAAGCCGUCCGGAACACACUGGUACCAUUCCCACAUGCGGUCGCAAAGGGAUGCAGGACUGUAUGGUGCAUUGAUCAUUCGUGAAAACAAGAAAGACCUUCACAUGCCUUGGAAGCUUGGUAGUUUUGUAGAUGAACCUGGCCAAACAACUCUUUCCAUAAGAGAACACAUGAGGGAAGAGACCCCGACUGACGAAGUGCCGUGUUUUCCAGAUAAGUCCAAAAUGCCGGAUUUAGGUGAAGUUUUGGAUUCGUUUCAAAUUAACGGCUAUAAACUGGAUAGCAAAAUAAACGAAGAAAACAUAGAACCUUCGUUUAAUGUAGUACCAGGAAAAAAAUAUCGUUUUCGACUCAUCGGGAGUAUGUCACAAACAAUACUGCGUUUCUCGAUAGACCAUCACAAACUGUACGUUAUGUCGACUGAUGGAUACCUUACACAGCCGUUCGAAACUGAUAUUUUGAUAAUGCAUGUUGGAGAACGGUACGACUUCAUACUGAAGGCUGAUGAAAAAAUUGCCCCUGGAACAGUCUUUCCCAUUCGGAUUGAAUCUGUUGCGGUGUUAUGUGAUCAUUUCAGCAUACCAGAACGUGUAGGCUUUGCAUAUCUUAGAUAUACUAAAGGGGAUUCUGCAGAAACAGUAACAGUUGAGAAGCAUGCGUCCCGUUGCAGCGCUGAUCGAUGUACAGCGUUGAACUGUCCGUUUAGAUCAUAUCCUAAAGGUGCAAGUGAUGUGUCAGUGGACUGUCAUGAUGUGUAUGAUGUACUGAGUUUGCUUUAUCCCACACCGAAUAAUAAGUUACCAUCACCAACUGACAUACCUUUCGAAGCGUUUUUCAACUUUGUCGCGGGAAGAGGAACGGCAAGUGUUAAUAAUAUACGAUUUACAUUACCAUCAAAGCCUCUGGUUCAGCAGAGACAUAAUCAAACCCUUGAUGUAUGCGAGUAUAAAGAUACCCUCGGAUGUAAAUCCAACCCAGGGCCCUGUCCACAUGUUCUCCGCAUUCCGAAAAAACACGGAAUGAAAACUAUACGAUUUGUCUUCUCAUCCAUUUCCCCUGGUAAUGCUUUUUCGUCCAUCAGAACACACCCAAUACAUCUGCACGGGCAUUCUUUUUCUGUGGCAAAAAUCGCCUACCCCAAAUAUGAUGAAAAUGGAAAGAUCGUUAGUCAGAAUGAAGACCUAACCAUACAGAGUUGUGGGCCAGGGCGCUGGACGGACGACGUACGACCAGAAGGUAUCCGAGUGGAUAGAAACACAAUCCGUAAAGACGUGAUCACUGUUCCUGCCGGUGGAUACGUAGUCGUUGACUUUCUGGCUGAUAAUCCGGGAUGGUGGUUUUUGCAUUGUCAUAUUGACAUCCAUCUCAUACGUGGAAUGGGCAUCGUUAUUGGAGAACGCCCUGAAUGCCAAAACUCAGCACCUGACGAUAUGAAGAAACAAUCCAGCAGUUUUUGUUAUGACGUGGAGUCAUUUCUUAGGAAAGAGAAGAAUCACGUGUGUGAAAAGGUUGAACCAAGAGAGGGUGAUCAUGAAGGAGGGCAUGAUGACAAGGAUGGGAAGAAAGAAGGUUGGCGCCAUGAUAAAAUAGAUGAGCAUAAACACGGCGGACAUAGAAACAGAGUGAAUGCAUGAAAAACUACAUUUUCAAGAUUU